AUGUCGGAGCACGAGAGCACGGAGGAGGAGCAGGAGAUUGCGCUGAGGCACGUGGUGCGGCGGCCGACCGUUGCAUGUGGCGAUGAGUUGACUUUCGUUGACCUGUCAGGGGAGGACGUGCAGCGAGUGGCAAGAGAGGUGGUGGCGAGUGAGAAUGAGAGGCAGGCGACUGCGCUGCUGCUGAUCUCAGUGCUGGAGGCGCAAGUGGUGGUGGUGCCGGGAUACAGAGAGUACACGCUCACACUGCUGGCCGCAGAUGAGAGCACCCGCAUGGCAGAUGCCCACCACUGCCACCCCCACAGCUAG
Messenger RNA from Closterium sp. Naga37s-1, 306 nucleotides. Lineage: Eukaryota; Viridiplantae; Streptophyta; Zygnematophyceae; Desmidiales; Closteriaceae. The record is from the annotation of a GenBank genome assembly.